Symphalangus syndactylus (siamang) is the source of this 3852-nucleotide messenger RNA. RefSeq names its product synaptotagmin 12 (gene SYT12). NCBI's taxonomy places the organism in Eukaryota, Metazoa, Chordata, Mammalia, Primates, Hylobatidae. The record is from RefSeq and is a predicted model, not a curated record. Gene Ontology annotation, biological process: synaptic vesicle endocytosis; calcium ion-regulated exocytosis of neurotransmitter. Gene Ontology annotation, molecular function: phosphatidylserine binding; calcium ion binding; calcium-dependent phospholipid binding. Gene Ontology annotation, cellular component: plasma membrane; exocytic vesicle.
CCAGGCCUGGGAGCGAGGGGUUGGGCUUGGCCUCAGGGCGUCCCUGGAUCCCGGACGCGCUUGGGGAUCUCCGGCUCGGACCCCGGGAGCAGAGACAGCGCUCGAGCUUGUCACUUUAAAUUAAAGAGGGAGCGGGCGGGCGAGCGGACGAGCGCGAGGGAGCGCGCGGCGGGCUCCUGGGAGCGUGCCCGGACUGCGGCGCAGCUCCAGUCCGCCGCCCCGGCCCGGCCGAGCCCCCGGCCCGCGCCGCGCUCCUCGGAGGCGGGAGCCCGGCGACACUGCAGGGGUGGCGUUGCCGCCGGCGGCCGGGCUAGGCGCAGGUGCGUGCGCGCUGCGAGAGGCGGGCCGGCAGCUGGAGCCCAGCCGGAGCGGCGGCCCCUCCGCGGAGCCCGGUCACAGUCACUGCAGCAGACAUCAUGGCCGUGGAUGUGGCAGAAUACCAUCUGAGCGUCAUCAAGAGCCCCCCUGGCUGGGAGGUGGGUGUCUAUGCUGCAGGGGCCCUGGCCCUGCUGGGAAUCGCAGCUGUGAGCCUGUGGAAGCUCUGGACGUCGGGGAGCUUCCCCAGCCCCUCUCCGUUCCCCAAUUACGACUACAGGUACCUUCAGCAGAAGUACGGCGAGAGCUGCGCAGAGGCCAGGGAGAAGAGAGUGCCUGUCUGGAAUGCCCAGAGGGCCAGCACGCGGGGACCACCCAGCCGCAAAGGCAGUCUCAGCAUUGAGGACACCUUUGAGAGCAUCAGUGAACUGGGGCCUCUGGAACUGAUGGGCCGGGAGUUGGACCUGGCCCCCUAUGGGACCCUCCGGAAGUCCCAGUCGGCCGACUCCCUGAACUCCAUCUCCUCCGUGAGCAACACCUUUGGGCAGGACUUCACACUGGGCCAGGUGGAGGUGAGCAUGGAGUACGACACUGCCUCCCACACGCUGCACGUGGCAGUGAUGCAGGGCAAGGACCUCCUGGAGCGGGAGGAGGCCAGCUUCGAGUCCUGCUUCAUGCGCGUCAGCCUGCUGCCCGAUGAGCAGAUCGUGGGCAUUUCUCGGAUCCAGAGAAAUGCCUACUCCAUCUUCUUCGAUGAGAAGUUCUCCAUCCCCCUGGAUCCCACAGCCCUGGAGGAGAAGAGCCUGCGGUUUUCUGUAUUUGGUAUUGAUGAGGAUGAGCGCAACGUCAGCACGGGGGUAGUGGAGCUGAAGCUUUCUGUGCUCGACCUCCCACUGCAGCCCUUCAGCGGCUGGCUCUAUUUACAGGACCAGAACAAGGCCGCCGAUGCUGUGGGGGAGAUCCUGCUCUCCCUCAGCUACCUCCCCACAGCCGAGCGCCUCACCGUGGUCGUGGUUAAGGCCAAGAACCUCAUCUGGACCAAUGACAAGACCACAGCGGACCCCUUCGUCAAGGUAUACCUGCUGCAGGAUGGGAGGAAGAUGAGCAAAAAGAAGACAGCCGUGAAGAGGGACGACCCCAACCCGGUGUUCAACGAAGCCAUGAUCUUCUCGGUGCCAGCCAUUGUGCUCCAGAGGCCAAGAAGUACCUCUCGCUGCUCCUGGUCCUCAGCACCCAUGUUGCAUCUUCCUCAGGACCUGUCUCUCCGCGUGACGGUGGCUGAGAGCAGCAGCGACGGCCGUGGGGACAACGUGGGCCAUGUCAUCAUUGGGCCGUCAGCCAGUGGCAUGGGAACCACACAUUGGAACCAGAUGUUGGCCACGCUGCGCAGGCCCGUGUCCAUGUGGCACGCUGUCCGGCGAAACUAGCAACCAGGGCGGGCCAGGUGGGCAAUGGAGCUGCUGGAGCCCGGUAACCACUCAGCUCUGUCUGAUGCCCUCUCCAUAGCCCAGCUGGAGCCAUGAACACUGGGGUCCCCUGGCAGAGUCCUCAUGAGCCAUCCUGGUCUCUGUCCAGAUUGCAGCAGAGGAGUGGGCAUGGCUCUGUGUCCAGGGCCCCAGAGUCUUCUCCUGCUGAGGACCAGCUGUGGCUGGGCCAGGACAGAGGGAGGGUGCUGGGCACUGGAUGGCUGUGCUCCAACUCAAGCUCACUCACUCAACCCUGCUCCUCCUGGGAGGCCAGCUGCUGAGCCAGGCUAUAUUCUGGAACCCAGCGAAUCUUGGGGGCCAGACACUGUGCUAGGCACCAGCAGGGGUAACACGAAGAAGACCCGGCCCUUGGGACAUCAGGAAGACUAGCUCCCCUGCCCCAGAGGAUCUGCUCAGUGCUGAUGGCAGCCCAGCUGUGUGGACUCGGGGCUCUGAGGGCUAGGCAGACAGGAAGGGUCUCUUUGACAAGGUAGGAGCUGCGCUUGGAGGGGCAGGAAAAGAACUGAGCGUGUCGCAGGCAGCAGGCCCAACCUGAGCAAUGGCAGGAUGUGAACUUCCCCAUCACAAAUGCAGUCUUCAGCCCACUGCAGUGGAUACAAGGAAGGGCCUUUCUUGGGGCCGGAGAAGAGACCAAGAGACCAGGCCCAGGCAGCAGCCUGCCGGCCAUGUGGAACACUGGCUCCGGAGUUAUUCUCUGUGAAAUCUACUCCCUGGACCUCAACCAUGGCAAGAACCAGAGGUCCUAAGAGGCCCAGACCCAGGUCCUUGUGCUCAGUCCUGCGCAAACCAGGCCCGGGCUCUGCAAGCAUUUGUUGAUGCCCUUCCAGGCCCACUGGGAGAAAGAUGCCUCAGGCAGGUCUCAGCCUAGGGGGUGGCAGGGGUGGGGCAGAGAGAAUACUGACAGCAGAGGUCUUGGUGGGCUGUAGGUGCCUGGGCAGAUGUGGUGGACAAGGAGGCUCUCGGGCUGGGCCUUGGAUGGGUGGCAGUGGAAGGACAGCCCAGGUGGCUGAGGCCUGAUGGGAAGCCGGGGGAGGCCAGGGUGGAAGGGCGGCUUGAGGGACGCCAGGAGAAGACUGAAUGCCAGGCUAGGAAGGAGGCAGCUCUCGAUCACGGGGAGGUGCCCCCGACACUGGGUCUCCUAGCUCGAGUUCCCUAGAAGCAAAAUCUGAGAGGGGGAUUCUUGGGCAAGUAGCUUCUUGCAGGUGAGUGUUCUCAGAGAAACUUAUCAGAGCAAGAAAGGGAGCUCAGGCUGGAGGGAGGAAGCCACGCAAGUGUGGCUUCAAGAUUCAUCGCCUUGGCCUGAUCGCUGUGGGGGCAGGGGCCUGGAGUGCGAGGGGCACCCUGGGGGCUCCCACCCAGAAGCAGAGGGGCUGGGCUGUUGCACCUCUACUGGUUACCCCCCUAGCCCAGUAGGAGGAGAGCAGGCAGAGCUUGUCAUCCGCAGUCUGGCCUCCUGCAGUCCCAGGAAGCUGCUUCUUGCCUUCAUGGCUGAGUGCUGGGAAGGGCUGAGCUCACCCAGGCCAGCAGGUGGUGUAUCAUCUGCUCGGUGGGGCUACCCACAAGUGACAGCAUGGACCCUCAGGCUGGCUGCCCCUGUUCCUUGGUCCAUAACUGGUGAGCUAUGGAGACCCAGGCCAACAAGUUAUCCCCAAUGAUAUGGGGGGGGAAGGGGCUAGAACAAGGGCCCAGGGGACUGGAGGCAGGAUGGUGGCUUUCCCCACCUGACACAGCCAUGGCCCAGCCCCAAGGCCAGGCUGUCUACCCUGUGGCCACAGCAGGAGGUCAGCCCAGGGCCAGGAGACACAUGGCUGGACAAGGCUUUGCAGCCUGGGAGACCCCGACUCUCUCUAACCCAGUGGCUGUGCAGUGCAGGCCACUGACUUCCCCCCACCCUCUCCCCUCUCUCCCUCCGCCUAACUGCAUGACUUGUUAACUGUGUGCCCAGGAUGGCCGUGAUGGGGACAGGGUAUGCCUACUGGAAUGAAUCUAGAACCAAAAUAAAGCUGGGGCAGGAAGAGGGGACUUCCAGGGAGCCCUGCUCGGCCCUGAA